AAGUCCACGGCGCACGGCGAGCUCCGCCGUGUCGCCUAGUCAAACCACUUCGCUCUCUCCGCGCUCCGGUCUCCAGAAGAGCUCGAAUCGCCUCUGGCCUCGCCUCGUCUCGCGGCCUCGCCUCAUCCCGGAGCAGGCCAGCUGCCCAGCGAGCCGAGCGCGGCGCCCAUGGAGUUCCAGAAGAUCGUGGUCGCCAAUCCCAUCGUCGAGAUGGACGGUGACGAGAUGACUAGAAUUAUAUGGAAAUGGAUCAAAGAUAAGCUUAUAUUCCCUUUCCUGGAUUUGGACAUAAAAUACUAUGACUUAGGUCUACCUAACCGUGACGCUACUGGGGACAAAGUAACAAUAGAAAGUGCAGAAGCUACCCUAAAGUAUAAUGUGGCCAUCAAGUGCGCAACUGUCACCCCAGACGAAGGACGUGUAAAAGAGUUUAAUUUAAAAGCUAUGUGGAGGAGUCCAAAUGGGACAAUAAGGAACAUCUUGAAUGGAACUGUUUUCCGGGAACCAAUCAUCUGCAAGAAUGUUCCUCGGCUUGUACCUGGAUGGACAAAACCCAUAUGUAUUGGAAGGCAUGCUUUUGGUGAUCAAUACCGAGCAACAGAUGUAAUCAUUAGAGGGCCAGGGAAGCUCAAAUUGGUAUUUGAUGGCGUAGAGGAGCAAAUAGAGUUGGAUGUGUUCAACUUUAAUGGUGCUGGUGGGGUAGCAUUGUCUAUGUAUAAUACCGAUGAGUCUAUUCGGGCUUUUGCUGAAUCUUCAAUGAACGUGGCUUACCAGAAAAGAUGGCCACUUUAUCUUAGUACCAAGAACACGAUCCUCAAAAAAUAUGAUGGAAGGUUUAAAGACAUUUUCCAAGAAAACUAUGAAAUUUUUUGGAGAGGCAAGUUUGAGAAGGCAGGAAUAUGGUACGAACAUCGGCUGAUCGAUGAUAUGGUGGCCUAUGCCCUUAAGAGUGAAGGUGGUUAUGUUUGGGCUUGCAAGAAUUAUGAUGGAGAUGUGCAGAGUGAUCUGAUUGCUCAAGGUUUUGGAUCCCUAGGUCUCAUGACAUCAGUUCUGGUGUGCCCUGAUGGUAGAACAGUUGAAGCUGAAGCUGCACAUGGUACAGUCACAAGACAUUACAGAGUCCACCAAAAAGGAGGCGAAACAAGCACAAAUAGCAUCGCGUCAAUCUUUGCAUGGUCGACUGGACUAGCACAUAGGGCAAAGCUGGAUGACAACAAAAGACUGUUAGAUUUCACACAAAAACUGGAAGCUGCUUGUGUGGGAACAGUGGAAUCUGGAAAGAUGACAAAGGAUCUAGCUCUUCUCAUACAUGGGCCAACUGUUAGCCGAGAUAAGUAUCUGAACACACUGGAGUUUAUCGAUGCGGUUGCUGAUGAGUUGAAAACAAGUUUGUCAGUAAAAUCGAAGUUAUGAAGGAGCGAACAGGGCAAGGGACUUGUUAAGAUCUCCCAUAAUAUACGAUUUUAUACCUUUGUACUAUGAAUAAGAAGGUGGGCAACGUUCCUUACAAUACUCACAAUCUCACAUAAAGCCUCUGGUGACAAUCUGAAUGCACCUUGGAACAAUGAAGAAAGUCUAUGAAUUUAGCUCGAAACUAAGACAACUAGGCCUAUAGUUCACUAAAUUCUGAUUCAUGAACAAGUCAUUGUCUAGUAGCUCUUCCGAAAGUUCUGUCCAAACCAAGUGUGGUUUUGUCACCCCUACAUACAUACAAGUGGUGUUUGCAACAAAUAGGCUUUUAUUUUAUUUUAUUAAAAACACUGUCAUGUCCCAGACAUGGAAUCAAAGGCAACUCAAAAUA
Lolium rigidum is the source of this 1801-nucleotide messenger RNA. Its product is annotated as cytosolic isocitrate dehydrogenase [NADP]-like. The record is from RefSeq and is a predicted model, not a curated record. Lineage: Eukaryota; Viridiplantae; Streptophyta; Magnoliopsida; Poales; Poaceae. Gene Ontology annotation, molecular function: isocitrate dehydrogenase (NADP+) activity; NAD binding; magnesium ion binding. The coding region runs from base 169 to 1413 and encodes 414 amino acids. Gene Ontology annotation, cellular component: mitochondrion. Gene Ontology annotation, biological process: isocitrate metabolic process. The transcript is spliced from 16 exons.